UAGAAUUUAUGCCUUGGAGCAAAUGACCAAAUAAGGCACGCACACACUCUGGUGUGACGGGUCUCAGAGGUGGGGGGUGGUGCUGAACGAACAGCUCCCUGUAAAUGAGGGCUUCAGUAAAUAAAGCAAUCAAAGACCUCUCGGCUUAGCGCACAGCUCUUCGCGCGGCACAACGUAGUCAUGAACCAGCCAAGCUCUCCGUCUUCAAGAUCAACAUUAAAACUUUUAAAACCCGUCACUUCACCCAGACCAUGAAGAGGCAAAACGUAAGGACCCUCGCUCUCAUCAUCUGUACCUUCACCUAUUUGCUCGUUGGAGCGGCUGUUUUCGAUGCCCUGGAAUCUGAGCAAGAGAAAACGCAGAAGGCAAAACUGGACGGUAAAAAGGAAGAACUGAUGGUUGCAUAUAACCUGACUCCCGAGAACUUCGAUGAACUUGAAAGGGUUGUACUGCAACUGAAACCUCACAAAGCGGGAGUCCAGUGGAAAUUCGCAGGAUCUUUUUAUUUUGCUAUCACUGUGAUCACAACGAUAGGAUAUGGUCACGCAGCCCCCAGCACAGAUGGAGGGAAAGUCUUCUGCAUGUUCUAUGCCCUUCUGGGAAUUCCGCUCACGUUGGUGAUGUUCCAAAGCUUAGGUGAACGAAUCAACACCUUUGUCAGGCACCUCCUGCACCGCAUCAAGAAGUGCCUUGGGUUGCGGCAGGCAAAUGUCUCCAUGGCCAAUAUGGUGACCAUUGGCUUCUUCUCUUGCAUCAGCACCCUAUGCAUUGGUGCAGCUGCUUUCUCCAAAUAUGAGGACUGGAGCUUUUUUCAUGCCUACUACUACUGCUUCAUCACGCUCACCACCAUUGGUUUUGGAGAUUAUGUGGCCCUCCAAAAGGAUGAAGCCCUACAGAACAACCCAAAGUACGUAGCGUUCAGCUUCAUCUACAUUCUUAUAGGCUUGACUGUCAUAGGGGCCUUCCUCAACCUUGUGGUGCUACGCUUCAUGACGAUGAAUGCUGAGGACGAGAAGCGGGAUGCGGAGCACCGGGCUUUGCUUACCCGCAACGGGCAGGCCAGCAACAUCCACUGUGUCCCAGAACCCCCCGCCUCCACAGUGGGCACCAGCCGUGGACUCCGGAAUGUCUAUGCUGAGGUGCUUCAUUUCCAGUCCAUGUGCUCCUGCCUCUGGUUCAAGAGCCGGGAGAAGCUGCAGUACUCCAUCCCCAUGAUCAUCCCUAGAGAUCUCUCCACCUCCGAUUCCUGUGUGGAGCAGGGCGAAGCCUCCCCUGCGCGCUUUACAGAUCCGCGCUCUAACGGCUGUGUCUGCAACAUGCAGCAGCGGUCUGCUAUCAGCUCCGUGUCCACCGGCCUGCACAGCCUCUCAGGUUUUAGGGGUCUCAUGAAACGAAGAAGCUCAGUUUAGCCGCUGGAAGGUUUUUCUUUCCCCCUGAAAGAGAUUGUAGAGGAAACACUGUUUUAGACUGUUUUUCUUCAUUUCAAAACAAAUAUUUUAGAACCUCAAGAACUGAAUCAUUUGCACCUUUUGAUAGAUAGGGUCUUUUGAAUGAAAUACAGUUUUGCUUUGCUGAUAAGUCUUCAAGCACAUUAGCUUUAAAACAGCAGUACCAGAGAUAUAGUAAAGUCAGUUACUGAUCCCAGAUUUGUGGCUUAUAGCUUUGUAUUUUGUUUUCUGUCAUUCGGUAAUCAUAUCCCUUUCAUCCUAAUUUACAUAAUCAGCCCCAUCGUCACAUUUUGUUGAACUGGAAGUUGGGUAGAUAUACAGUAUGAUGAAAAACAGAUGACAAAUCCAAUUUAUCAGAGUCAGCUCACAGCAAUGACUGUCCUGCAUGAGAAAAGAAUAAGGAUUAAGCAUGUUUGUCUAACAUGCCCAUGUGCUAGAGCCAUUACCCUGUGACAGGUGCCUGUCAAGAGAGCUGACUCUGAUUAGAGGAGGAGACUGUCUCACAGUGACAUCACUACAAGACUGAAGAAGUCUAGCCCCUCGGGGCAGUCACUUCUUUACCAAAAACCAAGAAGACCCUGGCUGAUUAAUGCUCACUCUAACUUUGCAGCACACUGCCAACUGUGGUGCAGGGGGAUCCUGAGGACUGUUGGCUAGGAAUCCAUGCUAGAAAUCCAGGCUUGAACCAGAGAUGUCUGGAUCAUGGAGCUCAAUGUGCAGUUGCAGUAAGUGGCUAAAGCUGUAUAUUCACUCAAGAUCCCCCAAGAGAGAAGAACUGCAUACUGAAAUGUAUAUAUUUCUACAAAUGAAACCUUAUUUAAAACUAUAUUCUGUCAAUUAGGAAAGAGCCUAUUUUUACAGUUAAAAACUCAAACUGAGUCUUAACAUCUUGGUACUUAUGUCUUAGUCACUGAAGAUCUGUUUAUGACAAACACUUCACAUAUUUGAGUACUGUUGACCUGGUAAAACUAUUACCUCUUAUAGGAAAUAGUGUAAUUUCUAUUCUUAUUAAGUUAAUGUGUUAUGGCCACAUGCAUUUCUAUUGAUUGUUUAUUUUUACUGCCAUAGGCUACAAUGUAUUACCAUGUUUUUUGAGUUUGUUUGCUCUUUGUGUGUAGGCUAUUCAAUUUUUAAAUUAAUUGCAGCACUUUAGGAUGCUAGAUAUUUUACAGUAUCCAUUAUAA
Molecule: messenger RNA, 2632 nt
Organism: Lepisosteus oculatus (spotted gar)
Lineage: Eukaryota; Metazoa; Chordata; Actinopteri; Semionotiformes; Lepisosteidae
Gene: kcnk3a
Product: potassium channel, subfamily K, member 3a
Biological process (GO): potassium ion transmembrane transport; stabilization of membrane potential
Cellular component (GO): plasma membrane
Molecular function (GO): outward rectifier potassium channel activity; potassium ion leak channel activity; open rectifier potassium channel activity
Source: RefSeq, a predicted model, not a curated record